AUGUGUUAUGUGGGAAAAGCGACGAAGAUCUUCUUCUUCAUAGUCACACUUCUUGUGGCCACCGGCCUUACGAUGGGGUUCGUCUAUCUCUGGCGCCAAGCGAAAUCCCCACAAUGCCCUUACCCUUCUUCCUCCGGCGACGCCCCGAUAGUGGUUCUGCCUGGGCCCACCUCCGAUCCAACUCCUCCGUCCACCUUUGCACCUCACUCCGCCACUAACCCGAGCCCAGCUCCUCCGCCGCCGGGCCCCACCGUCCCGGACUCAUCUCCGCCUGUAGCUUCGUUCUCUCCGCCGCCUCCAUUUAACCCUCCAAGCCCGGGGACGGAGGCCCUUGGUCCGGCGAGCAGUUCAUAG
Striga asiatica is the source of this 354-nucleotide messenger RNA. Lineage: Eukaryota; Viridiplantae; Streptophyta; Magnoliopsida; Lamiales; Orobanchaceae. The record is from the annotation of a GenBank genome assembly.